CCAAUAUCCAUAAAUUGUUUCUUCAAGUGUUAAAACCUCAAUCAAAUUUUGUGAUGGCUGAAAUGGAGCUGCAGAUGGGAUUUCGUUUGUUUUGGCAACAAACAACGGCUUUACUGAAGAAAAACUUGUUUAUCUCAAUGAGAAGCAAAAGAGCAACAUUUCUUCAACUGUUCUCAUCACUCUUGUUUAUGGCUCUUUUGUUUGGAAUCCAAAAGGCCAUGGAUUAUAAGGCAAAACAUCCGUCAGCAAUCGGAGCUGUCACUGAUCCAAAGCCUCUGAUGAACCCAUCAAUACCUCCAUGUGAGCACAAGUUCUUUAUGAAACGUCCGUGUUAUGAUUUUGUGUGGAGUGGAAGUGGUAAUCCAAGAAUUCAAUCCAUUGUUAAUGGAAUUCUUGCUAAUAAUCCGGGUCGCUCCAUAUCUCCUACCAAGGUUAAGUCAUUUAGCACGAAAGACGAAUUGACAAAAUGGCUUCUCAAUGAUCCAAUGCGUACCCCUGGAGCUUUGCAUUUUGUGGAACGAAAUGCCACAGUUAUAAGCUAUGGUGUAGUAACAAAUACUUCUACAUAUAUUCCGGUUCCAAGGCAACCUGAAGAUCCUACUUUCAAAUUCCUAAUUCCCCUUCAAUUAGCUGCAUCUCGUGAAAUCGCGAGGUCUUUGCUUGGAGAUUCAAAGUUCAGCUGGAAUGUGGGUCUCGAGGAAUAUCCACAUCCUGUACUAGAAGAUACAGAUGAGAGCUAUACAUUACUAAACGCUAACUCCCCAAUGGAUGCUAUGCCAUUGGUUGAAAUGUUCAGUCCAAUCUUCUUCUAUGCAAUUUCUAUGUUUGGUUUUGUAUUUCAGAUUAGCUUAAUGGUUCUUGAGAAGGAGCUCAAACUUCGACAGGCAAUGACUGUGAUGGGACUUUAUGACUCUUCCUAUUGGUGCUCGUGGCUAAUAUGGGAGGGACUUAAGGCAUUCAUUUCCUCACUCCUUAUAGUCCUGUUUGGCAUGAUGUUUCAGCUUCACCUUUUCUUGAGAAACAGCUUUACGAUUGUACUACUUUUAUUCUUUCUUUUCCAAUUCAACAUGGUUGGUUUUGCCUUCCUACUGUCAAACUUCAUCCGCAAGUCCUCUUCGACCACAUCUGCUGGUUUUGCUAUAUUUGUAAUUGGUGUCGGGACUCUGACAUUUUCACCGGCCCUCUAUGGUGAUACAGACAUUAAAACAAGAUAUAGAAGAAUACUUUGGUCCUUUUUUCCACCUAAUCCUUUUGCUGGAGGCAUAAAUGUGUUACAAAAUGGAUCAGACAGUGAUGGGAUCAGCUGGAGCAGGUUAUCAGGAUGUGAUUUGGGUGAAUCAUGCUACUCAAUGCUCCACUAUUAUCGAUGGCUUAUAUCAACUUGCUUCUUGUGGCUUGUUUUGGCUAUCUACCUAGACAAUAUCAUACCCAACUCAGCAGGUGUAAGGAAACCCCUUUUCUAUUUUAUAAAACCUGGAUAUUGGACAGGGCGAAGUCAAGAGAAGCCGGAAGAAAAUGCCCCCAUUUUAGGUUCUGGUUCUGCACUAUCAAAUGACAGUUUCUCCCAAGAUAAUGAGGGUGUUUUCGACGAGGAAAACAGGGUGAAACAACAAGUCAAGGGAGGCAUUAUUGAUCCCAAUGUUGCUGUUCAGCUACGAGACCUUUCCAAGACAUAUUCUGGAACAAUGAGCUUAAGUUGCCACUCUUGUUGUCUAUGCUGUUUUUACUGUACAUGCAAGAUUAAGAAAGCUUACAGAGCUGUCCAGGUGAAUUUCCCUAUACUCCCUCACUACAAAGUAGCUUUUUGGCUAAAGUUGAAUGGCGCAAAUCUGGAGUUUUUUUUGUUGCAGCAAUAA
Molecule: messenger RNA, 1856 nt
Organism: Nicotiana tabacum (common tobacco)
Lineage: Eukaryota; Viridiplantae; Streptophyta; Magnoliopsida; Solanales; Solanaceae
Source: RefSeq, a predicted model, not a curated record